Mycena indigotica is the source of this 708-nucleotide messenger RNA. RefSeq lists its product as uncharacterized. Bases 1 to 708 code for a protein of 235 amino acids. The record is from RefSeq and is a predicted model, not a curated record. The transcript is spliced from 2 exons. Lineage: Eukaryota; Fungi; Basidiomycota; Agaricomycetes; Agaricales; Mycenaceae.
AUGUUGACUGGAUCACAAACAACUCCCACCUUGACGCCAUCUGAGAGGAGCCGCCUGGUGCGCUCUACUCGCAAACUCCAAGCAGUACUUGGUGCUGCCCCGCAAGAUAUCGAAGCAGCGGUAUUCAACGCUCCGAGAGCGAAUUGUCGUUGGACCUCGCCCGAAACUAACGGACGGCCCCUUUGCGCUCCCCACUGUGCCCAUCUUUUCCUCGAUGAACGACACCGUAGCUUUCGGGAUCUUUCCGACGAUAUACUUUCUUCGCCACCCAUUCCCCUUUCACCAACCUCGAUUAACUCCUCCCGCACUCCCUCUCCUCCUGUCGUGGAGCUUAAAGCUCCGCAAGACAGACGGAGACAACAUGCUGCAAAACUCAGCCGGACGUUGGGGGAAAAUGUCGCUCCCGAAUUACUGCAGUCGUCUCCCGUUCCAAUACCAGGCCUUCGCCGCUCGACUAGCGUAUUCGGACUUGAAUCUUCACGUUCUCCGGCUCCACGCCCUCAAACGAUGGCUCGCUCACUGUCAAUGUAUUCCACCACGUCUGACAGUGAUGAAUCCUUCGUUCUCGUUUCUGCUCCGCCCGCUCCCGCAGUCGUGCCUUCGUCCCAGCUUUUAUCCGGCGAGCCCCACAUUUUCUCCCAUGACAUCCUUUUUGCGUUCGUCUUCGACGCGAUCGCCUCCACUUGCGACGGCACGGCCUCGCGUUGA